Tigriopus californicus is the source of this 3619-nucleotide messenger RNA. Its product is annotated as trafficking protein particle complex subunit 12-like. NCBI's taxonomy places the organism in Eukaryota, Metazoa, Arthropoda, Copepoda, Harpacticoida, Harpacticidae. The record is from RefSeq and is a predicted model, not a curated record. Gene Ontology annotation, molecular function: protein binding. Gene Ontology annotation, cellular component: Golgi apparatus; TRAPP complex.
CAGGAGCGCAGACAGAGUCCAGUCAUCCGAGUCAUCCAGCUCCUUACGAGAGAGUCCAAAGGGUGGUGGUGGUGCUGCUCAGUUUCUCACUCCUCCAUAACGUGACGUAAGCUGUUGGAUCCAGGGAACAUCGUUGUCGAUCCAACCGACACCAGACUGCUUCGGCCACCCCUUUAUGAAGCGUAACAGCGGUGGGAGGCACACCCCUUCAGAUCCAUUCCCAACCUUCAUUCCGGCUCCCAGAGGCCCACACAGGUCCAAUAUUCAGGGUCCUAUCACGUGAGCCCCCCCCCCCAUCAGAUCUCACAUAUUUGGAGUUGUUUCAUCAUCGGUUUCCCAAUAUAUUGUCGUUUUCAUGUGGAAGCUGACAUCGCUCGUUCUACCUCCCCUCUCCUCCUGCUCGUCCAUUGAGGACGAUGGACAGUAGGAGUGCUCGCAGUCGGACGAAUUCAUCCAGCUCCCUCAGAUCCCCCGGUCCCCAAGCUCUCACGCCCUCACACACGCCCAAUCCCGGAUUCACUAGGAGUGGUGGACACUUUUACGGCCCAUCUCCGCUCUCUCCCGAUCAAUUAGCGGCGGGGAUCUCGCGAAUCAGGGCCGAGCGAGGAUCCAGAAGCUCCUCCAUCCCUGCCACCCCCGCUCCCACGCCCAAUCCGUUACUACAUGUCACUUAUCAUAUGAUCCCAGAACAAUUGGCAGCAGGCAUUAACAGUCUUAGAGUGGACGAGGGCUACGUGGACAGCACCAGUUUUCCAGGCACGCCUGCUCCUUCUCCGUUCAGUCCCUCGCCGGCUCAAUUCCCACGGUUUACGCCCGAUCAAGUUGCCGAAGGGAUCAAGCGCUUACGAGAGGAGAGUGGAGUCAGCGGUUCGAGCACCGGUCAACCUCCCACUCCAUCCACCACACCGGGAUUGGGUGUGAUCGCACCGAUUCAUCAACCACUGGGUAUCAUUCCCGAGCAUCUGGUGGAGAGCAUCCAGCACUUGAGAAAAGACGAGGGACUAGAAAGCGCGUCCAACCCGUCGACCCCGAUUCCCACCCCCAUAUCCCCAUCUCCAGCCACGAAAAAUCCGGUUCUCCCGGAACAAAUCGCGGCGGGGAUUCAUCGGCUCAAGGCCGAGGAAGGUAUGUCCAGUGGUGGAAGUUCGGGCUUCCCAUCCACACCCGCUCCCACUCCAUUUAUUCAUCAUCACCCAGGGGGAGUCCGCCCCGAGGAUUUGGCUGCAGGAAUAUCGAGACUUUACGUUAUCGAAGAAGGUCGAGUCCCCUCGGUGUCCACCCCCGUGAAUUCGUUUGAGCAGAAAAGUGAGUUCACCAUGGCUUCCAAUGAAGAGAGUGGUAGUGAUCCGGGGAAGCCGGACUUGAGCUCCUAUUUUGGGGGUGAAUCGGCUCCCAUUGUGACGGCAGAAGCGAGUGUCCAAUCGACGUCGGCGACGAACUUCUUUGAUCAGUUAGAGGAAUCGUCCAUGUCUGUGCUACAAAGUUGCCGUGAAAGUCGGGUUGAUUUGAGCCAAAUUGAGAUUGCGAACCAACAGCCUUCCCCUCCCGAAGACACUCACUUGGAGGCUCAAUUGGAUGUAAUUGAGCAGAGACAUGACGACGUUCAAAGUCUACGACGUCGGCAAAUGAGUGAGUCUUUGGAUAGGAAAUCCAGUUCUGAUGAGCAACAACAGCAACAACCGCAACAAGAACUGGAACUAGAACAAACGGAAGGAGGGGAGCCAAUGUCUGAACAGCCCUCGCUCUGUACGAUAUUUGGGGAAACGAAAGACAGCGCGGACCCUUUUUCCUCGAUAACGAAAGAAGAGGAAGAUUUGUUCAAAGCACCCAAGACUGUGGCGCUUGAUAAGGAAAAGAAGAAGCUUCCGGACAGUCUUAACUUGAAGCCUAAUGUCCAAGUUGCCAUAUCUGAAGUGUCCACACCGACCAAUACGGCUCCCAGCUCCACGUACGCCACACCAGUGGCUCCCACUCCCAAGGGCGAUCAUUCAGAUCCCAUGAACUUCUCCAACGCUUCCUUCCUGACUUCAACGCCAGCCCCUCCGGGUCAAUUACAAUCCGGUGCUGCCGUCUUGUUGCAAGCAUCUACGUCUCAUUUCCAAACGGACCAACCCAUCACGAGCCCGUUGCCUUUAAGUCCGGCAGCCUCGAAUUUCGUUCCUCAAUUUAAUAGCUCGGCCUCCAUCGACGAGAGUCUGAUCCUUCCGGAUGACGAGAUUGUGCCCGAGCCUUUGACAAAAGCCGACAAAGAGGACAAUCGCCGUCAUGAGGCAUGGAUUCCUAAGCAAGCAACUGGCCAGAUCUUGUCAAGUAUUGACGCUUCUAACCCUGGAACGUUCUAUCCGGAUCGCAGCUCAUUGACUCGACCGUGUGUUGUGAUUCGAGAGGAUCUGGUGGAUCCCGUCAAAAAUCUCGUAGCUCACUACAGAGGUGAGACUGAGACGCAGAAGAGGCAGGUCCUCACCGUGGAAACCGUAACUAGAGAUCAAAAAGGGUUGCGGCAAUUAGUUCGAGCCGGUUGCUUCCGAGCGGCCGUCAAUUUGACCGGACGAUUGCUUCAAAUGUACAACCAAGGCACAGGACAAUCCGGAGACUCAUCGAGUAUGGCUAAACAUACCCCAUCGUCAUUACAGAUUUGGUUCGCGAGGAUCAGUUUAUUGGUGAAAUUGCGCCAGUUCUCGAUUGCCGAGCUUGAGACCACGGCGUUUGGAGACUUGGAUCGGCCGGAUCUUUACUUUCAGUUCUACUCGGGCAUGUACCCUAAUCGGAGGGGAUCAAUGGUUCCAUUCGCAUUUCGGAUUCUCAUCGCCGAAAUCCCUCAAUAUUUGGGCAAAUAUCACGAGACUCUUGACCGACUCUACGCCCUUUUGGCCACUGUCAAAAAGAUCCAGGAUAACCUGCUCAAAGGCAAGGCCGAAGACGGAUCCAAGUGUCAAUUCAGCGAAUCGGAUCGUCUUGCUUCUCAGGCGUUGUGGCGGAAACGAGAAAUCCGAGUGCUCUAUUCGCUUGCCAAUAGCUCAAUCAUCCAGAGAGACUUCGAGUCUGCUAUCACCAAUUUGGAGAUUCUCCUGGAGGUCGAGGACACGAAAUUGUCAGCGAAAAUUCUGUCUGCCAUGGGCCGAGUAUAUUUGCAACUAGGCGAUAUUCGCGAGGCAGAGACCCUCUUCUCGAGGGCGUUCAAGGCUCAGACAGAUAAUUCCACCGAAGAGAAGGUCGACCACCUUGUGGACUUGGCACAUUUGUCCAUUGGCAACUCAGACUUCCCCAAUGCAUUAAAUCAUUUCAAGAAAGCCGAUGACUUGAAUCCGGACAAUCCAACUGUGAUGAACAACAUUGCUCUCUGUCACAUUUAUUGUGGCAGUCUCAAGGAAGGCUUGGACUAUUUAGAGGCCCGGAUCACGCGUAAGCCGCAUUUGAUCCUACACGAGACCGUGAUCUUGAAUCUAUGCACCAUCUACGAACUCGAAUCGUCCUAUGCCAGUCAGAAGAAACGAGCCAUCCUCGAUUUGGUCAGCCAAUAUAAAGGCGAUGGAAUCAACGCGGCGUGUUUGAAGCUGCAAAUGUAAUGCUAAUCGAUUGAAUUCAUGAAGAUAGUCAAUAAAGAUAUUCGUGGAUGUAA